CAACAGAAAGGCAAGCCCCUAGAUAUUAGCUGCUUUCCUUUCCCCUGCACAAGGGGUGCUUCCUCUGCUGAAGCCUAUUCGCACAGGUCUAAUGGUUCUAGGUUAGGCCUCAUUGGAGGCUGCUUUUUCUCCGUCCUCGCAAUGCGAUUCAUGCACCGAUCGUGCUUGUAAAUUUCGAAAGUGCAAGCACCCGCAUUCUUCUUAUCUAUGUCCCUUCGGCCGAUUAGUCCAGCAGGUUAGCCCAGCCGGUUAUUCCAGCCUCCGUCUAGUCCAGCCGGUUAGUCUCCGAUGGCUUUCCGGCAGGGCGGAGCGGGCGAGUCACGGGGGGGUCCGAGUCGCCCCGAGGGUCCGCCGCGAAUAAAGGACGGCAGCUGGAUAUCCGCCGACGCCAGGAACCGGCCGUCCGCGUGGGCGUCGCAGAUGGGGCGCGCGAAGCGCCUGAAGCCGCGCAUGUGGAAGAGCGCGUUUGACUCGGAGGGGCGUCUGGUGCGCAUGCCCCAAGUGCUCAAGGCGAUUUUGGAAGGGGGAGUGGACAAGUCGAUCCGGGGCGAGGUAUGGGAGUUCCUCCUGGGCUGCUUCUCGCUGGAGUCCACUGCGGAGGAGAGGAACUACGUGCGCGAAGCCAGGAGGGAGCGCUACCAGCAGCUGCUGCUGCAGUGUCAACAGAUGCACAGAAACGUGGGCUCGGGCCACCUGGCCUUCGCUGUGGGAACCCGCAUCAUGGACGUGCGCAUCAUCCACCCUGGAAACACCCCGGGAAACUCAGGAAAUACCCCCGGAAGCAGCAGCGUCAACAACCCGUCCCCUGCCACCACGUCUCCUAGCGGGGGGCAGGGGGAAGUGGCGGGCGGGGGAGAGGGGGGGCGGGAGCAGCAGCAGAAGCAACACCCCCCCUGAUCGGAGCGUGCUAGGGGGAGCAGGGGCUAGGAGUUCAGCAAGUGGGGGCAGCAGUGACUUGCGCUACCCCUCAAGACAAUACUCUGAGAGAGGGUCUGCUGGAAGCUCUACUCAGCUUAGGCUAGACCAGUUGAUAGAGGAGGGCGGGCCUAGGCUUAGCUCCUUCUCUUCCUUCUCUUUUAGUUGUGACGUUGAUGUGUUUGACCUAGAUGACCCCAGGGGGCUGUUUGUGCGGCCGGGGGGGGAGGAGGAGGACGAGGAGGAUUUG
Closterium sp. NIES-67 is the source of this 1165-nucleotide messenger RNA. The record is from the annotation of a GenBank genome assembly. NCBI's taxonomy places the organism in Eukaryota, Viridiplantae, Streptophyta, Zygnematophyceae, Desmidiales, Closteriaceae.